AUGCAACAUCGAAGACCUGAUGCUUCUUCGAACGCUAGAAACCAGCUUCCACCUCUAGCACCUCGAGGCCAGCAGCCUGUUACUGCUACUUCUGCCAAUGCGGAAACAGAAUCUGCUGGUGGGAGUACUUCUUCGACGCGGCCGAGAUUAUCGCACCGCUCGAGGGCCGGCUGUUGGACAUGCAGAAAGCGAAAGGUCAAGUGCGAUGAGACUCAUCCACGAUGUGGUCCUUGUACGCGCCUGAACAAGGAAUGCGAUUGGGAGUUCCGCUGGAAGUUCGACGAUGUCACGCAAAACACACAAAACAAGUACUCCAACGUAUCAACAACUGGCAAUGCUGUCUGGGAUCCACGAGCGCCUCGGACAAGCCUGGGAAGUAGGAGAUCACAAUCACCCUCAUACGACGACCUUCCGUCAUUCUCCGAAUUGACAAACGAUGAGGAUCGAGAAAGGAAAGCCGAAUCUCAGAUGCCUGGUACUUUCAACGUUGUCGUCAACCCUGAAAGCUUUGCUGGCCUUCCGGAGUAUGGAUUGCUCGGCACACCACGACCACGGAAGACUAGUAUUCGCUCCGGUCGUAACAGCUGGGACAGUCACAUGUCCACAGAAGCUUCAAGAAACAGAGCUAGAACUAACCUUUCGAGCGGCGAUCCCAAUGUCGUGGUGUUGGCCAAGUUUGAAGACGCUCCAUUAACACUACCAAGCCUGGCAACCUUCCCUGUGGAUAGAAGGACCAGCCUACCGGAGAACCUCCACUCUCUGAAUCUCACUGGAAGCUCUCGAGGAUCAAGUUUACCGUCUGCGCGGCGGAACGAUUCAGUCACUCAAGGGCUUCGAGACGAGAGACUCAUGGUCCACUAUAGAGGUUUCAUCUCGAAGCGCAUCUUCCCACUUGGCAAAAACCUGCUCGUUGACCGACCGAUGCAGGAGGACCCUAUUGUCGCUGAAGCCAGGGACUUUCCUCCUCUAUACCAUGCCAUAUGCGCAGUCUCACUACUCAGUCUAGCACUCAAGGGUCAACAACAACUCUUGACAGAGGCCUUCCAACACUAUCACCAAGCUAUAUCCUCCAGCUUAUCUUCGCCCUCCGAUCUACAUUCCGACCGCCUCCUGUAUCUACACUUCUUACUGCUGAUCUACGACAUCAGCUAUGCCACCCAAGGGUCAAGCAACCCCCAAGAAGUCUUCAACAUGAACAUGUGGGAGCACCAUAUCCAACAUCUGAUCAGAAUCGCCCAACACCGCAAAGGCCAAUCCAAUGGGAUCUUGCAAGCCUAUCUCCUCUGGUAUGUGCUGUACCUGGACAAACAAGCCUGUCUUUCAGGAAACGGCAACGGAGAUUUCGUCCGCGCCUUCCUCACAAACGACCUGACGAUGCCCGACUGGAACCGCAUAUUCUCCGGUUUCGACAUCACACAACCAACCGGAGUCUACCGCGGCGAAGACACCAGCGCCCAUCGCGAUGUCUUCGAAUUCGCCAACCAAGUCUGCAUCCAAGGUGCAAAACUGUGUCAACUAUCACUCAAGAUGCGCGCUGAGGCAGCGGUGCAAGAUAUACACGGACCCCAAGGAAGUCAGAUCAUGGCCGCACGCAUCCAGCAGGUCGCACAGUACCAAAACGAGCUCUACGCAGCAUGGCACCGCUACUGCCCCUCCUACCUCUUCCAACCGAACGCCGAAUACGCAACCGCCCAACUCCCCCUCAUGGCCCGCAUAUUCCUCGACUUCGCACAACUUCAAUUCUCCACAUGGGUGGUCUACUCAAACAGCUCCCUCUAUCCCUCCCAACCUUUCCACUUGACUCCCACCCAGCGCGCCGAAACCCGUCUACACAGUCUCAAAAUCCUCUCCGUCGCCGAUUCCGCAGUCACACUCCAAAACUAUGAUCAACAUCAAUUGGUCUUCCCCAUCUUCGUCGCUGGGUUCGCAAGCCCUGAUAUGGAGACGAAGAGCAGAGCGAUCGCUCUCAUGAGGGUUAUGGAAGGAACAGGGAUCUCGAGGAAUGCCACUAGGAGUAGGGAACUAUUAGGGGCAGUGUACGAGGAAAUGAGGGUGAGGGAGAUGAGCGGUGGGAGAGCCGAAGAGGUGGAUUGGAUCGAGGUUGCGAGGGCAAAGGGCAUGGGUGUGGUCAACUUUGGGCUUUGA
Molecule: messenger RNA, 2145 nt
Organism: Aureobasidium pullulans EXF-150
Lineage: Eukaryota; Fungi; Ascomycota; Dothideomycetes; Dothideales; Saccotheciaceae
Exons: 7
Coding region: 1-2145 (714 amino acids)
Biological process (GO): regulation of DNA-templated transcription
Molecular function (GO): DNA-binding transcription factor activity, RNA polymerase II-specific; zinc ion binding
Source: RefSeq, a predicted model, not a curated record